Molecule: messenger RNA, 2170 nt
Organism: Suricata suricatta (meerkat)
Lineage: Eukaryota; Metazoa; Chordata; Mammalia; Carnivora; Herpestidae
Gene: MSI2
Product: musashi RNA binding protein 2
Exons: 11
Coding region: 13-780 (255 amino acids)
Cellular component (GO): cytoplasm
Molecular function (GO): RNA binding
Source: RefSeq, a predicted model, not a curated record
GGGGGCUCAGAUAUGGAGGCAAAUGGGAGCCAAGGCACCUCGGGCAGCGCCAACGACUCCCAGCACGACCCCGGUAAAAUGUUUAUCGGUGGACUGAGCUGGCAGACCUCACCAGAUAGCCUUAGAGACUAUUUUAGCAAAUUUGGAGAAAUUAGAGAAUGUAUGGUCAUGAGAGAUCCCACUACGAAACGCUCCAGAGGCUUCGGUUUCGUCACGUUCGCAGACCCAGCAAGUGUAGAUAAAGUAUUAGGUCAGCCCCACCAUGAGUUAGAUUCCAAGACGAUCGACCCCAAAGUUGCAUUUCCUCGUCGGGCGCAACCCAAGAUGGUCACAAGAACAAAGAAAAUAUUUGUAGGCGGAUUAUCUGCGAACACGGUGGUGGAAGACGUAAAACAGUACUUCGAGCAGUUUGGCAAGGUGGAGGAUGCGAUGCUGAUGUUUGAUAAGACGACCAACAGGCACAGAGGGUUUGGCUUUGUCACAUUUGAGAAUGAAGAUGUUGUGGAGAAAGUCUGUGAGAUUCAUUUCCAUGAAAUCAAUAAUAAAAUGGUAGAAUGUAAGAAAGCUCAGCCUAAGGAAGUCAUGUUCCCACCGGGGACAAGAGGCCGGGCCCGGGGGCUGCCUUACACCAUGGACGCAUUCAUGCUUGGCAUGGGAAUGCUAGGCUACCCCAACUUUGUGGCAACCUAUGGCCGCGGCUACCCUGGAUUUGCUCCUAGCUAUGGCUAUCAGUUCCCAGACUAUAUGCCGAUUUCACAAGACAUAAUUUUUAUCAACUAGCUCUUAAGAGGGGCAUAACAAAGUGGGGUUUGCUACCAUUGCUAGACAGAGGACACAGUCCGGCCGCCGGCCGCUGUCCGUGCCCCCACCGAGACUGUCCUAGCUGCCCAUUUGAACGAAUGUUCUCUUUCUCGUUUUUAAUUCUUGGAGAAGACUCAUUUCUUCCUUCAGUUGAAAAAGCAAAUUGUUGGUCUUGUGCGAUUCCCCUGGCAUUUGGCUUCUUGCACACAGUGUAAGCAUCCUCCCCGCCCACCCCCGCCUCCCACCCUCACCUGGAAUGUAACGGGCCGGAGGGAAACUUCUCACAAACUCUGUAGAGCCUCUCAGGGGAAUCCAGGACUCAGGCUUCAAAUUACUUUGAAUAUUGAGCUGUUAGUGCUGAUGGCCCAUGGGAGUUGGGGAUGUGUGACUUGGAGUGCCUAGGUCCUGUAGUGGACAGUACCAAAAGUGAACACACACACACACACACACACACACACACACACACACACACACCCCUUCUGUUUCUGUAAAUACUAAUGUGUGGGAAAUGGGAAGAAAAACUAUCUGAAAAGCCAGCAUUGUCUUUCUUUGGGGGCCAGUCCAUCAAUGGCUGUUGUCAAUAAUAUUAAGUCCACCUGUCUCGGAGAAGAAACAGCGGAGGCCCCUGGGCACCGCCGUGUUUGGGCACUGUGGACACAGAUCCACGCCAGGCCGCUCCUUCCCCAGCACCCCCGCCCUCACCUCUCUGCCCCCCCCGGCCUUGUGUUCCCUGCUGGCAUCACGGCCCCUUGGCCCACAGGGGUGGGAGGGGACAGAACAGAACACAGAGGGUCUCUCCAGGUCUGAUUGGCACCCCUGAUGUCACCCCUCCGGAAGGGCUUGCCUUUCCCAUGAUCCUGAUCCCCUCCACGUCUGCAUCUGAAAUAAAAUACCCCCGCCCUCUUGGAUUAAUGGAGUAUGACUCCACAGGACCCUCAAGAGUCACCCCUUUGUUCACGCUCAGAGUUUGUGAGAAGUGACCCGCAUGUUUCCAUUGGAUGCUUGGAAGGUGAGCAGAUCCGCCUGUUUGAAUGUCACUGUCCUUGAGACCCACCCUGCGUGGUUUGGUCCAUCUCAUUAAAGACGCGUGACGUAGGAACUGGUCCUUUCAUCCUCCUGCAGGCCUUUUCAUGAGUGCUGUUUUUUUAAAGCGUGUCUGUACAGCUCCCUCCCAUCCCGCCUUUAUUUUGUUUUGCUAUGCAUUGCUUUGCUUUGGCGAACUUGUCCUGUAUGCUCGCCUCACAGACGUGAUGGCCACUGUGGAUUUCCUUCAUCUCUGUAAAUAGUUCAUCUGUGCUUCUCCCUAAUGACGGUUUAUUUUUUCCCCCUGUAAGCAACUGAGGUAGAAAAAUAAAUUGUUGAUCACGGA